Molecule: messenger RNA, 225 nt
Organism: Pyricularia grisea
Lineage: Eukaryota; Fungi; Ascomycota; Sordariomycetes; Magnaporthales; Pyriculariaceae
Exons: 2
Coding region: 1-225 (74 amino acids)
Source: RefSeq, a predicted model, not a curated record
AUGGCUGACCAGCUGUUAUCCUAUGUCAUAUGCUUGGUAAUGGAUGUUCGGCAUGAUUGUCGCAUAGGUAGGCGGGACCCUGCUCGGUGCCUGACCAGGCAAGGACCGUCAAGCCCUACCACACAUAAAGACAUGUCAGUCAAGAGAAGGUCCCAGCAACCCUUAGCCUUUACCCCUGCAAGCCCUGACAGGCUAUGCAGGACGGCAAGAUGCCACAACACAUGA